CAGUUCUCAAGGAGAAGGGGAAGAAAUCAAGAGUUUAAAGAACGUUUUGAGGUUUCUCACUCUGUGAAGUAAUGGGAGAAUCUGCUUGUCUUGUGCAAACCUUUUCUCGGGCUUCUGAUACUUCCCAUGAAACUAGAGAGGAUAAUCCGAUGCGUGCACUUACAGAAUCAGUCUCUUUCGGGAGGUUCGUCUCAGAGUCCUUAGCUUGGGAGAAAUGGUCAUCCUUCUCUCAUAACCGGUAUUUAGAAGACGUAGAAAAAUACUCCAGGCCUGGUUCAGUCGCUCAGAAAAAAGCUUAUUUUGAAGCCCACUACAAGAAAAUUGCAGCUGCUAAGAAGGCAGCAGCAGCAGCCUUACCCGAGCAAGAAAACUCAGCUGCUAGUACUACUCCUCAACCAGAAACCCAAGAUGGUGUUCACAACAAUGCUGCCUUGGAUUCCCAGUUGGCAGAAUGUAAUGACCAUGAGGAUGUUGAUGAGCCACGGCAAGCCACAGCCCCCACCAUGGAGGAAGGUUUCAUCAUUGAUUCAAGCAGACAUAAUUCCAAUGUUGAAAUGGAUCACUUGGAAUCCGAUAAGGUGGAAGUAGUAGAUCCAGCAUUAGAAGACCAGAUUCUUGAGAAGAACUCUGUGGGGGUUGAAUCAUCGCAGCUUGCUGAUGUUGGGAACCACGUCAUGAUUACUGAGGUGGAUGGAACCAUCCAAAUGGAUCAGACACAUUCAGAGGUUGCUGAUAGUCAGGAGAUGUUGACUUCAACGACCAAUGCAAAACCAUCAGCUUACAACAGGGAAUGCAAGCUUUCAUCUUCUCCGGCCAAAUCAACAACUACUAUUCCUUCUAGAAAGGAAAAUAUUGCCACUCCAAACAAUAAGAAGUCUGCAAGAAAUCCAGUGCAGAAGAAGUGUUCAACUCCAAAAUCGCUCCAUAUGUCAAUUAAUUUUGCUGCUAAUCAAGAGACUUCGGCUUCAGCUACCAAGACAAACAGAACAAUUUCUUCCUCAAAGCCAUCAGCUUACAGCAGAGCAUCAGAACUUCAAUCUCCCACUGCCAAAUCGACUACAACUCUUCAUUCCAGAAAGGGAAAUAAUCCCACUCCAAACAGUAAAAAUUCUGUAAGAAGAGAUCCAGGGAAUAAGAAGUGCUUAACACCAAAAUCGCUCCAUACCUCAAUUAAUUUUGCUGCUAAUCAGGAGACAGUGGCUUCAGCUACUAAGACAAAAUCAUUGGUUUCUUCCUCAAAGCCAUCAGUUUACAGUAGAGCGUUAAAGCUUCCAUCUUCUCCUGACAAAUCCUCAGCUGUUCAUUCAAGAAAGGAAAAUAUUGCCACUCCAAACAGUAAAAAUUUUGCAAGUGACUUGGUGAAUAAGAAGUGUUCAACUCCAAAAUUGCUCCAUAUGUCAAUUGAUAUUCCAUCUGGCGCUGGUGAAACUAAUAAAACAUCUUCAGUUCGGCAAAAUAUUGCAGAUUCAAGGGGGUCUGGAAGUUUGUCGACAUCUAAACACUGUCCAACUCCUCUAAGAACCCCAACCAUGGCAUCUGUGAAUGGGUUGUCAAAGAAUCCUUCUGUUACUCCUCAAUCAGAAAAAAGAAGUACCAGAACAGAACUUUGUCUCACAGCCUCUGGAUGCAGUAAAGUGGGUGCAAAAUGGCACUCUAUCUCCACGGAUCGUUCGAAGUCUUUGAGUGCCUGUGGAGGCAUAACACGGUCGCCGACUGUCUCUUCUCCUUUUAGCUUCAGAACCAAUGAAAGAGCUGCAAAAAGAAAGGAGAAGCUGGAGAAUAAAUUCAAUGCAGAGGGGGCACUGAACGUACAGCUUCAAAUGAAACCUAAGGAAAAGACUGAAAGUGAGCUUAACAAACUGCAUCAAAGCCUCAGCUUCAAGGCAAAGCCAAUGCCAGACUUUUAUCGUGCAACAGGGUCAGGAAAGAAUCAGAUUAAAAAGACUCCACCGACACAACCUCGAUCACCCAAGCUCGGGCGGAAGCAUAUUUCCAAUGCAGUCCAGGAUUCGAGCUCUCUGCCUCCUCGAAGGCCUGCAGUUAAGAAUGACAGUUCUAAGAGAGUUAUGGAGAAGAAUAACCGAAUCCCUACUCAUUCUAUCACUGUGCUACCCAGUAUGGGUACUCAUGAGAAUUCUCCCCCGAAUAUCCCGCACUAAGUAGCAAAGAGGGGGAUUGGUGAAAUUACAGAUUAUAUUGGCACAGUAGAAUAUUAUUGGAAAACUGGUGUCUCCUGAUGAUGGACUUUUGAAAAAUGAAUCCAGUAAAUAGUCAGGGGGACAGAAUUUCUGUCGGAGAUGUAAAAUUGUUUCCAAGGUUGAUUUCUGCAUCAAGUAGAAUUGAAAUUUUGUACCUAUUCUUCCUUUUAUCUGUUUCUUAAUGGAUGUAUUAUACUUAGGUAUUGUAGAACAGAUCCAAGACAAGCCAUGGUUUUCUGGGAAAUUUUCUGGAAAGGGAUCGGGAAGAAUCAUGUAUUUGGAGUGUUACUAUAAAUAAUCCAAGUUAUCAUUUUUCUUGAGCA
Messenger RNA from Telopea speciosissima, 2521 nucleotides. RefSeq names its product protein WVD2-like 7. Lineage: Eukaryota; Viridiplantae; Streptophyta; Magnoliopsida; Proteales; Proteaceae. The transcript is spliced from 9 exons. The record is from RefSeq and is a predicted model, not a curated record. The coding region runs from base 72 to 2159 and encodes 695 amino acids.